This is a messenger RNA of Brassica napus (rape), 513 nucleotides long. RefSeq names its product chaperone protein dnaJ 10-like. The record is from RefSeq and is a predicted model, not a curated record. Lineage: Eukaryota; Viridiplantae; Streptophyta; Magnoliopsida; Brassicales; Brassicaceae. Bases 1 to 513 code for a protein of 170 amino acids. The transcript has 3 exons.
AUGUAUCGUCCUCCAAUCGGAGACUCCACCACUACACCGCUCAUCCAAAGAAACCUUCGCAAAGAAGACCAAAGGAAACAGAAGCAACCAUUCCUCAUAGAUCUGCAAUGCAAAGCCAAAAAGCCUUUAGAUCGACUCUCGGACAACCGGUACAAGAGAGUCGCCUCAUAUCUACUACACCACUGGAAACCAAAAGAGAUAGGAAAAAGAGCAUGCAUUAAGUGCAGAGGUGCAUUCGCUUUGUUCCAGCUGCAGGAGGAUAUGAAAAAGCAGCUAAAUGGUGAAGUAAAUUAUACAGAGGAGGAGCUUGAGAAAUACAUUCAGUCCUAUAAAAGAGUGAUGGUUGAUUCUCUAUGGAAGCUCAAUGUUGCAAAUAUCGAAGCUACAUUUUUCCAUGUUUGUCAGUUGGUCCUUCAAGAUCCGGAUUCGAAAAGAGAGGAGCUUCGUGCAAGAGCAAGAGGGCUAAAAAUUUCAACUAAUGUAAGUCAAGAGCAGACGUAUCUAACACCCUGA